CCAGCGGUUGCUGGGAGACAGCGCAGCCUCUGCGGAGUGUGAGCUUUUGUCUGCGGGUCGCGGCGGUCGCGGUGGUCGCUGCGGGUCCGGACGCCUGGAACCAUGGCGCCCAAAAAGAAAGGGAAGGGCAAAGGCACCCCAGUUGUGGACGGUCUUGCUCCGGAGGACAUGACCAAGGAGCAGGUGGAGGGGCACAUCGGCCGCAUCCGUGAGGAGCUGGACCGAGAGCGGGAGGAGCGCAACUACUUCCAGCUGGAGCGGGACAAGAUCCACACCUUCUGGGAGAUCACCCGGAGGCAGCUGGAGGAGAAGAAGGCUGAGCUGCGGAACAAGGACCGGGAGAUGGAGGAGGCCGAGGAGCGGCACCAGGUGGAGAUCAAGGUCUACAAGCAGAAGGUGAAGCACCUGCUGUACGAGCAUCAGAACAACCUGACGGAGAUGAAGGCUGAGGGCACCGUGGCCAUGAAGCUGGCCCAGAAGGAGCACCGCACGCAGGAGGGCACGCUGCGAAAGGACAUGCGGGCACUGAAGGUGGAGCUCAAGGAGCAGGAGCUGGCCAACGAGGUGGUGGUGAAGAACCUGCGGCUGAAACACACGGAGGAGAUCACCAAGCUGCGCAACGACUUUGAGAGGCAAGUGCGAGAAAUUGAGGCCAAGUAUGACAAGAAGAUGAAGAUGCUUAGGGAUGAGCUCGACCUGCGGAGAAAGACGGAGAUCCACGAAGUGGAGGAGCGGAAGAACGGCCAGAUCAGCACGCUGAUGCAGCGGCACGAGGAGGCGUUCACAGACAUGAAGAACUACUACAACGACAUCACCCUCAACAACCUGGCCCUCAUCAACUCCCUCAAGGAGCAGAUGGAAGACAUGCGGAAGAAGGAGGAGCACCUCGAGAAGGAGAUGCUGGAGGUGUCUGCGCAGAACCGGCGCCUGGCGGACCCGCUGCAGAAGGCUCGGGAGGAGAUGAGCGAGAUGCAGAAGAAACUGGGCGACCACGAAAGGGACAAGCAGAUCCUGGUUGGCACAAAGGCACGUUUGAAAGUUUUAGAGAAAGAGCUCAAGAGCCUGCAGUGGGAGCACGAGGUGCUGGAGCAGCGGUUUAUCCAGGUGCAGCGGGAGCGGGAUGAGCUCUACAGCAAGUUCACGGCGGCCAUCCUGGAGGUGCAGCAGAAGACAGGCUUCAAGAACCUGCUCCUGGAGCGCAAGCUGCAGGCCCUCAGUGCUGCCAUGGAGAAGAAGGAGCUGCAGCUCAAUGAGGUGCUGACAGCCUCCAACCUGGAUCCUGCCACCCUGACCCUGUUGUCCCACAAGCUGGAGGACGUUCUGGAAUCGAAGAACAGCACCAUCAAGGACCUACAGUACGAGCUGGCCCGGGUCUGCAAGGCCCACAGCGACCUGCUGCGCACCUACGAGGCGAAGCUCCUGGCCUUCGGGAUCCCUCUGGACAACGUGGGCUUCAAGCCCCUGGAGACGGCCGUGGUUGGGCAGACGCUGGGCCAGGGCCCAGCGGGACUUGUGAGCACCCCAACAUAGCCCCCACCCAGGACUUCUCCCUGCAGGACACCCCCUUUUACACCCACGGACAGCAGGUGUGUUUUUUUGAUUUGUUGGGUCAGCAAAUGAAGGCUUUCAUGUUU
Molecule: messenger RNA, 1634 nt
Organism: Myotis lucifugus (little brown bat)
Lineage: Eukaryota; Metazoa; Chordata; Mammalia; Chiroptera; Vespertilionidae
Gene: GAS8
Product: growth arrest specific 8
Exons: 11
Coding region: 103-1530 (475 amino acids)
Biological process (GO): flagellated sperm motility
Cellular component (GO): microtubule; motile cilium; Golgi apparatus
Molecular function (GO): small GTPase binding; microtubule binding
Source: RefSeq, a predicted model, not a curated record